GGAAAGUUGCUUGCAGAGGUGUUGUUGAAAGGAAUGCACGGGAACAGACCUGUGAUGCUCAUUGGUUUCUCGUUAGGAGCUCGAAUGGAAUUGUUGAGAGAGUUGUUCUUCUUGGAGCACCAGUUUUCAAUAAAAAAUGAAAAUUGGGAAGAUGCCCGAAAGAUGGUGGCUGGCAGAUUUGUCAAUGUUUACUCUACAAAUGAUUGGACACUAGGAAUUAUUUUUCGUGCCAGCUUACUUUCCCAGGGCUUGGCUGGAAUUCAACCAGUUGAUAUUAUUCAUGGGAUUGAGAAUGUUGAUGUAACAGACUACUUGGAAGGCCACUCAUCCUAUCUUUGGAAGACAAAAAAAAUCUUGGAGCAGCUUGAUCUGGAGAGUUAUUAUCCUAACAAACAACUAGCAACGAGUGGCGGUGGGUGGGGAUGGGGAGGAGGGGGUGGUGGUUGGUAUAAAUGGGGGUGUGGAAAAGGAAAGGGAAAAGGAGGAGGGAGGGGUAGACGUGAGCACAUGGCGAGAAGAUUCAACAAGGACGAGUACAAGCUAGGGGAGUUUGCGCAGUGCAUGGGUAGAAGGUGCAGAGGCAUGAGGUUGGACUGCCCUCUCCACUGCGGCGGACCUUGCUUCUAUGACUGCCGGAAUAUGUGCAAAGCUCACCGCCGCCGGCCCUAACCUCAUUUGUUAAUCCUCACUGUUUAUAGUAUUUUUACGCCUGUGAGGUUUAAUUGGGUUUUUCUUUGCAAUUUGCUAGUAUUUGCUAUUUGCAUAUGCUCUAUUUGAUUUAUGAUGUUGUUGUGUGUUAAUUAAGAGGAAGACCUAUACUGCAAAUUCAGUUCAAGUGGUUAAUUACUUGUGUUUUAAGUGAAAAUAACUUUGAAUUUGAGUU
Messenger RNA from Rubroshorea leprosula, 883 nucleotides. The record is from the annotation of a GenBank genome assembly. Lineage: Eukaryota; Viridiplantae; Streptophyta; Magnoliopsida; Malvales; Dipterocarpaceae.